UGAUUAAUAAAAUACAAGAAAGAAACGUAAUAAAAAUACGUCGUGAAAACAAAGAGAUUUGACGGCCAAGUGCAAAUUUUAAAAUAGAAAUCAUUUUUCCCCCAGUCUUGUGAAAAUAAAGUGCGUGCGCAGUCACGUAAAGUGAGACAGUUGAUUGAGCCUAAGAUAAGUAGAAGUGAGACAACGCGAGUUCUCAGUUAUCGAGUUGUUAGGUUAGACUGUGACAAAACAAAGAUGUUGAGUGGGAAUUCGCAAAUAUUCUAAUGUCAAAUUAGUAACUCAGCUGUUGAGGGUGAUUGACUUUUCAUUUUGAUCAAAACUGUGAAUUUCCCGUCAUUAUUCUCCCUCGAAAGCGUCAAACAACCCCCACACAAACACAAUGAGCGAAUUAUCGCAGGAAGAGAUGCGUCGACGGCGCUUAGCCCGACUUGCAGUGUUGGAUAACGUCUCGCCCUCCAAUUCGGUUUCGCCCCCCGUCACCCCCAUAUCACAAUCGCCGAGCAAUGCGGUCCAACAAAGCCCCCCGACCACCCCCAUCGAGCCCUACGGCGAGAAACGCAACGAUAAGGAAUUCGAGGGGGUGUUCCAAGUGCCCAGUAAGCCCAUUGACAUGCCCUCGAGCUCGAAAAGUCGGAGGAUGCCGCCCCAGAGAAGCGACUCGGAGACGAGUUCCAUACACAUGGAAGUGGACGAGGCAAGCGGGUGCGCCGAUAAGGCGGGGGCUAACACGGACAUCGACUCGGGCUUCGAAAAUAUGGAGGUGGACGAGACCGACGUCCAGAAGAAAGACGCUCCUCGUCAACGAACAUCAUCUUCGGUGACGGAAAUCACUGAAGAGCAAGUUUUAGCGACAGUUCUUCGUAUCCUUCAUUCCACACUCGAGCAACCAUCUGAAAGUUGCAUUUAUCUUCCUCAAACCGGCAUUGAUAUAAAAACCCAUCCUCAAACCUCAAUCCGUGAUAUAAUCUCAAAUGCAGUGAUGGAAAUUGUCGUACAAAUCUCACAAGGCAAUAACCCUUUUAAAGACUUGGUCCAAAUCAAUGAUACUGCAGAUACAAGUAGUAUAAAUUCGUUGAGUCCUUCCCCCAGUCCAAGUCACACCUCUUGUCCAAUACCGACAUUACCAAUCAAACGUGUGGAAGUGUCCGAGACGCCGCUUAAUCUAGCAUUGAAUUAUUUAAUGGAUUGUUAUAAUCGUGUCAGCGUUGAGGAACGAAACCAUCCGAAGCGGUCGAGUAUUCCCCCGUUGAGUGAUAUUUUGACGGAAAUUCGGGCCCAAUUGGUGCACUAUACCACGCUACUACUUCAAGGCUAUAUUAUACCCAAUGACGAGUUGUAUAAAUUCGGGCGUUCGCCACUUUUAUCCCCCAUUUUACAGCAAACUCUCCCAAGGGGUUUUCUCACCGAAUUGGUGACACGAACACACACAAACUCUGCAUUAUUCUCAUCGGUUUUCUCGCCACUACUUCAGGGACUUUACCGAAUGAUGCAGAAUGCGAGUAUAGUAGGCGAGGAGCAUCGUAUGCCCAUUCAAACUUUAUUUGAAUUGGCUGAUAUACGAUGUGGUAGUCGCCCCAUCUGUACACUAAUCACCAAACAAGUGCAAUUCAUGUUGGAACCGUGUACGCCGGCGCAAGGUCGUGAAAUUGUCCGAACAUCGUUUCUUGGACCGUUUCUAUCCGUGUCGGUGUUUGCCGAAGAUGAACCGAAAGUUGCCGAGAAAUUUUUCUCGGGGAAUUCCUCCAGCGAUAAAAGUUUAAAUCAUACACUUCAAUUAGAAUUGGAAAAUACCAGGAAUUUACAACAUAGAAUUUUUCAUUAUUUAUUAGCGAAUCCUGAAAGUCGUGAUGGAUGUUUGAAUUAUCUAGCAAAAGUGUUGAAAUAUAACGAGAAACGAGCACAAUUGCAAAUGGAGGAGAGGUCAUUGGCCGGUGAUGGAUUUAUGUUGAAUUUGUUAAGUGUUUUGCAAAUGUUAUCGAUGAAGAUUAAGUUGGAUAAGAUGGAUUUUUUGUAUCCAUUUCAUUCCGAGAGUUUGAUUUGUAUUAAAAAUGACACGAGGUUGAAGUAUACGUCGCAAGAUGUCGCCACGUGGCUGGAGAGUUUGGAAAAAGUCCAAUUCCAAACACCCAACUUUUCGACCAUUUGCUGGUUCUUGACACUCCACUGCCAUCAUCUCGCCCUCCUCCCCGCACUCCAGAAAUACCAACGUCGCAUUCGCGCCAUUCGUGAUCUACAAAAACUCCUCGACGAAACGGUGGCUGCGGAAGCCCAAUGGCGUAACACACCAUUCGCCAAUCGUAACAAACAAUUUAUUAAACGAUGGAAACAACAAUUGAAAAAAUUAAACAAAUCAAAAGCAUGCGCUGAUGCCGGACUACUAGAUAAGAAUCUAAUGAGACGUGCUUUGAUAUUUUACACUUCAGUUGCUCAAUAUUUGUUGAGUUUGAUGACAAAUACACCACCGGGAAGUCCCGGGCCGAGUCUACCACUGCCACCGAACGUACCCGAAGCAUUUUCGGCAUUACCCGAAUGGUAUGUUGAGGAUAUAGCCGAGUUUCUUUUAUUUGCCUUACCAUAUUUCCCAACUGUCAUUACGGAAAACAUGGAAGAUUCACUAAUCACGUGGUUAUUAGUGACUAUCUGUUCAUCUAAUAUGAUAAAAAAUCCCUAUUUGGUGGCGAAACUGGUCGAAGUCGUUUUUAUUAUAAUACCAACGUUUCAACCCCGUUGCGAAAUGUUAUAUGAUAGGUUUAUGUCGCAUGAAAUAUCACGAACUGUAUUACCAAGUGCGUUAAUGAAGUUUUACACUGAUGUUGAAACGACCGGUUCGAGUUCUGAAUUUUACGACAAAUUUUCAAUUCGUUAUCACAUCAGUUUGAUAAUUAAAGGUAUGUGGAAUUCGGCGAUACAUCGUCAAACACUUGUCAACGAAUCAAAAUCGGGGAAACAAUUCGUCAAAUUCGUCAAUAUGUUGAUGAACGACACGACUUUCCUAUUGGAUGAAAGUCUAGAAAGUUUGAAACGUAUCCAUGAAGUGCAAGAGUUGAUAAGUGACGAAGAGAAAUGGUCGAAAAUGAAUUCAGAACAACAACAGAGUCGAAUGAGACAAUUGACAGCCGAUGAAAGACAAUGUCGAUCCUAUUUGACUUUAGCUCGUGAAACUGUCGAUAUGUUUCACUAUUUAACAGUUGAUAUUAAAGAGCCGUUUUUGCGACCGGAACUUGUCGAUAGAUUAGCAUCAAUGCUUAAUUUUAAUUUGCAACAAUUGUGUGGACCGAAAUGUAAAAAUUUAAAAGUGAGAAAUCCGGACAAGUACGGAUGGGAACCUCGUCGUUUAUUGAGUCAAUUGGUUGACAUUUAUUUGCAUUUGGAUUGUGAGCAAUUUGCUGCUGCGUUGGCUGGUGAUGAGAGAUCUUUCCGGAAAGAAUUGUUUAAUGAUGCAGCGGCACGACUAGAACGGUUAUCGAUCAAGACUCCGGUUGAAAUUGAGCGGUUUAAAGCUUUGGCUGAUAAGGCGUUUCACGUGUAUCAGAAUAAUCAGAAAAGUGAUGAUUGGAUGAGUGAUGCUCCUGACGAGUUCAAGGAUCCCUUGAUGGAUACUUUGAUGACUGAUCCUGUGUUGUUACCCAGUGGGCAAGUCAUGGAUAGGUCGGUGAUAAUGAGACAUUUGUUGAAUAGUAGUACUGAUCCGUUUAAUCGACAACCGUUGACUGAAGAUAUGUUGCAACCAGUGAAUGAGUUGAAGGAAAGAAUUAGGAUAUGGAAAUCAGAAAAGACACGUUCGGCAAAUUAAUUUUUAUUAUUUUUUGGUAUAAAUAUAAUUUUUGGAUUAAAUUGAGUUUAUUUUCGACCGGAAGGAAGGAAGACUGAAAGAAUCUCGUUUCGUUCUGCAUUUGUUCCUUAAAUUCAUACUGCCAAAUUGCUUUUUUUUUUGUUCAGUAACUUACUUUUGACUUUCCCCCAAUCCGGUGGAUUAUUUUUGUAUAUAAUUAUACAAAACGCAAAGUGAGAUGUACAUUUUUUUCAUCUAAUCGAAUUAAUUGUUAGUGCAAACAAAUUUGAUUGUUUCUUUUUUCUAGAUAAUUUUAGGUUAAAGCUUGUAGACACCGAAAUAAUCAAAUUUAUUUGUAAUGAGAAACAAAGCAAAAAUUUUUUAUAUGAAAAAACUUAGAUUAGUUUGUAUGUAAUGGGUCAAUAAAAUUUUAUUUAAAAAA
This is a messenger RNA of Tribolium madens (black flour beetle), 4214 nucleotides long. RefSeq names its product ubiquitin conjugation factor E4 B (gene Ube4B). Gene Ontology annotation, biological process: protein polyubiquitination. Gene Ontology annotation, molecular function: ubiquitin-ubiquitin ligase activity. Bases 380 to 3793 code for a protein of 1137 amino acids. Gene Ontology annotation, cellular component: ubiquitin ligase complex; cytoplasm; nucleus. The record is from RefSeq and is a predicted model, not a curated record. Lineage: Eukaryota; Metazoa; Arthropoda; Insecta; Coleoptera; Tenebrionidae. The transcript is spliced from 8 exons.